Messenger RNA from Exophiala aquamarina CBS 119918, 1689 nucleotides. RefSeq lists its product as uncharacterized. Lineage: Eukaryota; Fungi; Ascomycota; Eurotiomycetes; Chaetothyriales; Herpotrichiellaceae. The record is from RefSeq and is a predicted model, not a curated record. The transcript has 2 exons. The annotation marks the transcript as partial.
GCCACUGAGACUGCGAGACCCCUCCAAAUCGUGGAUCUAGAACCAGAGAUUAUUGCAGAGAUCCUAGAAUACGUGAACGAUGAGUCGCCCGGGACCAUCCCCGCUUUAAGUGUUGUCAGCAACUACUUCUACCAUGCCGUCAAAUUGGUCAAGUAUCGCCGUGCCACGGUCAAUUGGUCUGAUAAGCAUGUGUCCUGGAUUGUCUCGGACAGGAAAUAUAUUCUCCAGCGGCCCAAUCAAGCAUCAACCUUCAAUCUAGACCAAGCCGGUGUGCACUGUAAAGAUUCUGAAUUUCUACAGCGCGUACGCCAUCUCACUAUUGGGCCAAGUGAGACUAGAUCGAAGAAAAAUCAGUCUGUAGCAGAUGAUGAGCUCGUCGAGAUCCUGACCAAAGCGAGCAACAUCAAAGCCCUGACAUGGAAACCCACCUUUUCCCCAUCCGCAGGUGCUGUCGAGGCUCUUGAGAAGUAUCAUCCCAAGGCAGAGUUGAGAAUCUCUCGGAUUACCAUCCCUCAAUCGUCAUACAAUUGCGACCCUGAACGAAUUCCCCUUGCCGCAUCUGCGCUGCUCAAAUCAACCAGCCUGAGAAGCCUUGGAAUCCGGAGAUAUCGGUCAGGUGAUGACAUAACCUCUUUCGAUUACAGGCUUAUCAUUUCAAACGCGGAAAAUCUGGAGUUUGUUUCGGUCAUAUCUGAUGGGCCAGAAACAGCAGACGAAGAUAAUUCAAGAACAGAGGGCCGCAAAAAGCUUCGCCAUUUGACCUUGGAUGGCUGGCAGCUUUCGCAAGACACCGUUGAUUAUUGGUCUCAAUAUAUUAAUCUUACAGAGCUUCAGAGCUUCAAAUGCAGCCGUGGCUCUCUCUCCACUUCAUAUUUCGUCACUGCGGCGGACCUGCUCCCUGGUCUCAAGCAUGUCAGUCUAAACCUCGGUUCCCAAAAAUGUUCAACCGAGACCACAGAAGCAGUCCAACGAUAUAUAUCAUCGUGCUCACCUUUGAAAACAUUGAGCCUCUGGUCAUGGAUAGGAAGGGUGUCCUUGCAAAGCAUUCUGCAGCAGCAUGGUUCCACAUUGGAAGUAUUGCGACUUCAUGAACGAGAAGAAAUCGGAGACGACCCAGAUGGACAAAAGUUCAUUUCUUUGGCUGAUGUACAUUCAAUCCGAGCUUCAUGCCCGCGACUCAAGUCAUUCACCUUUGACCUGAAGCGGCAAUCAAAGCAACCUAGAGCCAAUGACUACCAGCCGAUCUUGGCAGAGCUAGUGAAGAUGCAGCUGGACACUCUCGAGAUUUACCUCGACAGCGGCUUGCUUUUCAUGUACACGCUGAAUAGAUGGAAUGACUCUAACUUGAAACACGUCCGUGGCGGCAACUUCGGCCGUGGCGAUACAAAUGAUCCGGGGCGCAACAAAGUUCAUCCUCCCACAUCUGCCGACGACAUUUGUACCUUCACCGGCGAAAUGUGGAAGUCUAUCUUUGGAUCACGCAUAAGCGGACCAAGGAUGCUUGAUCUCAAAUUUGGAGAAUGGGAGAGAAACAGCUUGCCACUUCUCACCGAUCCCUAUGGUGAACCCUACGCAGACAUCCGCGUAUGGACUCGAGCCAAACCGCAUCAACGAGACGACAAACCGGGCGAAUGCUCCGUUGAGAUGAAGGGCUGUGGAGGAAAGCAUCGACGGAAAUGGACGACUGAU